This is a messenger RNA of Rattus norvegicus (Norway rat), 2586 nucleotides long. The record is from RefSeq and is a predicted model, not a curated record. Lineage: Eukaryota; Metazoa; Chordata; Mammalia; Rodentia; Muridae.
GUGGGAAUCCGGCCUGGCCUUCCUGCUCGAUCUUACAGGUUCCUAGGAUUUAACAGCGGACCACAGAGAGAUCGAAACUGUGCCGUGGCUGUCACAAGUCACCCUAGUACUAAGGAGACAGACGGGGUUGUAGUAAGUUCAAGUCUAGCCUGGGCUACAGUAAGAGACCCAAUCUCAAGCCAACAAUUAACAGCCAAAGAAAGGAAUACGUAACAAAUACAGUAAGGUAGAGUUUCAAGGGUCUGUGCACCCCUUGACCUGAUCAGCGCUUGCACAACCGGGGAACUGUGUUGUGGCCACUGGAACCCUCCAAAUUGACUGUUUCUCUCACCUCUUUAUAAAGGCUCCUAGGCCCGGCUAAAAAGGUUGAGAAAGAGAAAAAAAGGGAGGGAAAAUGGAAGAGGGUGAGGACCCCUUGUGGGUCUCAAUUUUUCAUCUGAAGUAUUGUGAAGAAUCCAAGCGCUCGCUGCUCUGGCUCGAAGCCGUUCCUGUCGCUGGCGUGCGCUGGGCGGAGCAUGCAAAUGAAGACGCGGCCGGGUCUCCGCGGAACUCUGGGAGCGAAAAGCUCAACAAAACUUUGUCGGCCUACUUGGAUCGCUCAGGCUUUUCCCGGCGUAAACUGGUGGAGAGGGUAGAAGAGGAGUGUAGGUGUCGGGCGCAUGUCUGCGGGCGCGCGAACGUCGGUGACCGUGAGUUGAAGUUUCACAGUCCUUAGAACCUUUGUUCAAAGCCAGGGAUGUUUGCCCAGUUCCUAGUUGGAGGCGGGUCCCCAUUUGAUGAUUUGUAAAAAGCUCACUGCAUUUUCCUGAGCUGCCACUGCCUGCCAUUCCUUACGGACUGCGACCUUUGAGGCUGGAGGCCGCUGUAGCACUGAACUCUGGCUCGUGCAGACAGGAUCAGUUUCCAGCACCCAUGUGAGGCAGUCACCAGUCUCAAAUUCUGGCUCCAGGGAAUCUGACACCUUCUACUGAUAACAUGGGCAUAUACUGACACACACGUAUACACCACCCGUGUUCUGCAGCUCCCAAAUACCUGUAACUCCAGUUCCAGGGGAUCUGACGCCCUCUUCUGGCCGUUGUGGACACCAAGCAAGAAGCAAGCAAGCAAAGCAGAAAGGGCGAAGGAGAAAGGCAUUGGAGAUGGCUCAGCGGUUAAAAGCGCCUACCCUAAAACAUGAGGACCCUAAUUGAUCCCUGAGACCCACACACUCUUGCAAGUUGUCCUGACUUCCCCCUCAAGUUGCGUAUGGCUUACAUAUGUGCACGUUAAUUUUUUUUUUAACUUGUGGGGAAAAAAGAGACAACCCAGCCUGUAACUACCUGCCGGUUCAAGGCCGCCUCUCGCUGGCCUCCUCUGGAGCUCCAGACUUGCUCCUGAGGUCUACCCUGCAUCCUAGCUCGCCAUGGGGAACCACUUGACUGAAAUGGCACCUACGGCCUCAUCCUUUCUGCCACACUUCCAGGCACUGCAUGUUGUGGUCAUUGGGUUGGAUUCCGCCGGGAAGACUUCCCUUCUUUACCGCCUCAAGUUCAAGGAAUUUGUCCAGAGCGUCCCCACCAAGGGCUUUAACACCGAGAAGAUCCGAGUGCCCCUGGGGGGGUCCCGUGGGAUCACUUUCCAAGUGUGGGAUGUUGGGGGUCAGGAGAAGCUUCGGCCACUGUGGCGCUCCUACACCCGCCGGACAGAUGGACUGGUGUUUGUGGUGGACUCCGCAGAGACUGAGCGGUUAGAGGAAGCUAGAAUGGAGCUACACCGGAUCAGCAAGGCUUCCGACAACCAGGGGGUGCCGGUGCUGGUGCUGGCCAACAAGCAGGACCAGCCGGGGGCACUAAGCGCAGCGGAGGUGGAGAAGAGGCUGGCAGUCCGAGAGCUGGCAGCCGCCACGCUCACCCACGUGCAGGGCUGCAGUGCUGUGGAUGGGCUGGGCCUGCAGCCGGGACUAGAGCAUUUGUAUGAGAUGAUCCUGAAGAGGAAGAAGGCACCCCGGUCGAGCAAGAAGAGACGGUGACCCGCGGCUGCCCCUACCCUACGUGCUAGGGGUCAGUACACAUUAUAGUCAGGCAGGGCCCGUGACCUCUCAGCCAGCCUGGGCGCUGGACCUGUCCACCUCAAAGGACUGAGGGAGCAUAGGUGGCCCUGUGUGCCACAUGGGGGAGGGAAGAUGAAGGUGUCUUCACUGCCCUUCACCUGCAGAGGGUAGGGGCUGCAAGACUGGAGACAUAUGUAAAUGCUAACUGGCCCCGGCGCUCCUUUCCCUGCCCUAGCGUUUUAUUUGGAUAUAUAUUUUUAUCUUUGCAGGGGGAGGGUGUGUAGAAGGUUGUCCAGAGACUGCAUUUAGGGGGGAACCGAGAACAUCUUUCCGCUCUCCACAAUUGAGGAGAGGGGUCUUCUCAGCUGCUCUUCUCAUCACAGUCUUUCUGUGUCUGUGAAAGUGCCAAGAAUUCUCCCCACGUUCGAAGAUCCCUGUCCCUUUUUUUAUAAACCUCGAGUGUCCUCUGUAUUACUGUUUUGUCGUUUUUGGGUUUUUUUUUUUUUUUUUUUUUUUUUUAGUAUUUGCCUGUAAGUUAUUAAAGUUGGAUGAUUCUA